AUGUCUUCAGCUCCUCGACGCGUCUUUGGAACCGAAGCCGCCGACGAACAACCGCCGGGCGGCUCCCCUCAACGUCGCCGACUGUCGGGACGCGUGUCAUUCUCUACUAUUAGGCCGCGGACAAGCAUUUUCGGACGCAGAAGGAGCACGGUUGACGAGGAGAAUGGCGGCGAUCCGACGCAGACGUCGGAGCGGCCUGCGAUACCCAGUGCGUUGCAGCCGGGCGAAUCGUACGCAACUCCUUUACCCGUGUUGUCCAUGAUCGUUUUGUCGAUUGCCAUGCUUGGCGAGUUUCUUUCUGCAAACGUCUCGGCACCUUUCAUACUCUUCAUGGUCCAAGGUUUCAACCAAUUUGAGGACGAGGCUAAAGUCGGGUACUGGACGGGCAUAUUGGCUUCGACGUUUUUCCUGACGCAAUUCCUGACGUCUUUGCUCUGGGCUACUGUAGCUGCCAAGCAUGGGCAGCGCAUCGUGCUGUUCAUCUCGCUGCUCGGGAGCGCCGUGACGUGCUGCAUAUUUGGGACGGCGACGACACUCCAAGAAGCGAUAGCAGUUCGCCUUAUGCAGGGCAUAUUUGCCGGUGCGAUCGGAGUGGCGCGUGGCUGCGUCACGAUGAUCACUGACCAGAGUAAUGAGGGAAGAGCAUAUGCUAUUCUCGGUUUUUGCUGGGGCUUCGGAGGUGUUGCAGGGGCAAUCGUUGGCGGAUCGUUCGAAUCGCCCGCGACCAAAUGGCCCUCCAUCUUUGCAGACGUUCCCAUCUUCGUCCAGUACCCGUACCUCCUGCCAUGCGCUGUCGCGUCCUCGGUCACCUUCAUUGGUUCCAUCUUGAGCCUGUUCUUGGGGCCUGAUGGAGGACCCCGGCAUGGCGCCAUUCAGCUGCCCCCAGAGAAGGACGAUGUUGCAAACGAGGCGAGCCUGCCACAAACUCCACUGUUCGAGGAAUCCCAGCGCCAGAGCCUGUAUGCGACCUUGAAGCACGGGUUGUCGGGGCGACUCUCAGGCUAUUUUGCGCCUCGUGUGCAGGAUGCACAAGAGAGCUCCUCGUCUCCCCCGCAGGUGCAUGACGAGACGGUACCGAUGUCGUCGACGCCUUCCCGCAGCAGCGAUCUCGGGAAGGGACGUACGCUGUCACGCACAAGCCGGGCGAACGGGUCGGCAUAUGGGUACGGAAUAAGGAGGAGCCGGCUUGCCAGUGGCUAUAGCACGGCACCGCGGACGAGUAUGGCGUUGUCUAUCAGGCGCCGCAGAGACAGCAACUUCGAUGGCGCACAAAGCUCAGUGGGCACUGUCACAGGCAAUUUCGCGCAACGUCUGCUCAUGGCGAACGAAAACGCGGUAACUAAUAUUGCCGAUCUUUGGGUGGCGGCAGCGAUGAACGUCGACAACGAGGAUCCAUUUGAGUCUGACUCUGACUUCGAUGCCGAUGCUGAAGCUCUUGAUGAGGAGGGCUUUGGAGCCGCCAUCGAUGAGAACGAAGAGGAAGACGUUUUUGGGCCUAGUGCUGCCACUCCUGCCAUGCGCCCCAACCGCUACUCGCGGCGCGAGUCUCACACAUCCGUCCACUCGCAAUCCAAACGCCCAUCAUUCUCAGCCACAUGGCGCGCACCCCUGCUCGGCUCUCCGCGCCAUCCGUCCAGUUCUGGUCGUCUGUCGUUUGCACGUCAGCGCUCAUCACAGUUCUCGCCCGCACUUCCGGGCGACGAGUUCCCCACCAUGCAUCGCCGCUUGUCGACCACUGUGCCCUCCAUAUUUUCUCACGUCGGUGUGCGAACGCCACCGGCCGUAUUGGAGGCUCAGCAAUUGCUACAGCAGUUCGACGAACAGGGUCCUACGGACUCGCUCGCACCGAUCAUGGAAGGUCCACGAGGGGGCCAAGAUCCGUGUGCACAGUCGGAAACGCUAGAGAAGGAACCGUCCUUGAUGUCUCAGCUACCCAUGCUCACCAUCAUUCAGUAUGGGCUACUCGCCCUUCACUGCACGACACACGACCAAAUCUUCUACCUUUACCUCGUAUCUAAAUAUCCCCUGGGCGGCUUGAACCUCAACGCGGGUCAUUUCUCACAGCUAAUUGCUCUGAUGUGCCUGGCGCAAAUUGCAUACCAGUUCUAUUUGUAUCCGAACAUUGGUCCUCCCCGAGGUCGCUUCUCGCAUCUUGCAAUGUUCCGCAUCGGCUCCCUCUUAUUUAUCCCCUCGUACCUGUCCGUUAUUCUCUACCGUGUGCUCGCAAGCCCCGACACCGACGGGAAUCCUGUUCUCAUGGCGGCGCUCGCUGUAAGCACUGCUGUAAGGUUCUGUGGAGGCACUUUCGCCUAUACUGCAGUAUCUGUACUGCUCAACUACAUGACACCACCGCAUCUUGUCGGUUUUGCCAAUGGUGUCGCGCAAAGUAUAGUCAGCCUUGCGCGUUUCUUUGGGCCCAUAUUGGGAGGCACUUUGUGGUCCAUGAGCGUCGAAAAUGGACCAGCAGGCUAUCCCAUUGGAUUCCUCGCCUGCGCCGCGGCAUGCGCAUUGGCCGUUGCACACAGUUUCUUCAUUAGAUGA
Postia placenta MAD-698-R-SB12 is the source of this 2541-nucleotide messenger RNA. RefSeq lists its product as hypothetical. Gene Ontology annotation, biological process: transmembrane transport. Bases 1 to 2541 code for a protein of 846 amino acids. Gene Ontology annotation, molecular function: transmembrane transporter activity. Gene Ontology annotation, cellular component: brush border membrane. The transcript is spliced from 16 exons. NCBI's taxonomy places the organism in Eukaryota, Fungi, Basidiomycota, Agaricomycetes, Polyporales, Adustoporiaceae. The record is from RefSeq and is a predicted model, not a curated record.